Messenger RNA from Cucurbita maxima (winter squash), 1040 nucleotides. Its product is annotated as probable WRKY transcription factor 40. Bases 1 to 996 code for a protein of 331 amino acids. The record is from RefSeq and is a predicted model, not a curated record. Lineage: Eukaryota; Viridiplantae; Streptophyta; Magnoliopsida; Cucurbitales; Cucurbitaceae. Gene Ontology annotation, molecular function: sequence-specific DNA binding; DNA-binding transcription factor activity. The transcript has 5 exons. Gene Ontology annotation, biological process: regulation of DNA-templated transcription.
AUGGAUAUUUUCUUGGACCUUAACAUGGAUCCUUCUUCUUCUUAUGCUAACUCCGCCAUGGAUGACCCUCUUCAUCCUUCUAAAAAAGACAAGUUUGAAGAAGAAAUGUAUUGGGAUAAAGAACACCUCUCAUUGAGCUUGGCAAAUAAGGCGCAUGGAAGUGAUUCGAGUCGGAGAUUGGAAGAAGAGUUGGAUAGGAAAAUGGUGGAGAAUGGGAAGCUAAGUCAGAUGUUGAGAAUAAUGUAUGAGAAAUACAUAAAUCUUCAGAAGCAAGUGAUGUGUUUGGUGAGCCACCAAAAGCAGAGCUCAGAAAUGGAAGCUCUAAUUUCUUCAAGGAAGAGAAAGGCAGAAGGAGGAGAAGAAGAAGAAGAAGAAGAAGAAGAAGAAGAAGAAGGGAUUUGCAGCACAAGAGAUGAAGAUUUCAACAGGUGGCUUAAGAGGCCAAGACUCAAUGGAAACCCUAAGGUUUCUAAGGUUUUUGUGCACAAAGAUGCAUCAGAUCCAAGCUUGGUGGUGAAAGAUGGGUAUCAAUGGAGGAAGUAUGGCCAAAAGGUCACAAGAGACAAUCCUUCUCCAAGAGCUUACUUCAAGUGUUCCUCUGCACCAAAUUGUCCAGUAAAAAAGAAGGUGCAAAGAAGUUUGGAAGAUCCAGCAAUUUUGGUGGCCACUUACGAAGGAGAACACAACCAUGCCAGCCAUUUUCAAACUGAGCUUUCUUUAAGGUCCAUCAAUGGCGGGAAAGGCAGCGCAGUCCCGGUCUUAGCCACGAUCAAGCCGUCGUGCGCCACCGUGACCCUCGACUUGAUUCAUGAAGAUGGACUGUUUAAGAGUCCUAAAGAUUACGCGUCGUCGGAGUCAGCGGUGUCGACGGAGGCAGCCGUUUGGCAGGAGUUUUUAGUACAACAAAUGGCUUCUUCCUUGAAGAAGGAUCCUGAAUUUGCUGGCAUUGUUGCUGGUGCCAUUUCCGACAAGGUUUUGGGAAACCAAACAAACUGAGAAUAAACCUUAAAACCCUCAAAUGCUAAAGCCUUUGUGUUCUA